CAAUACAUGUUAGUACGUCUUUGCCAAAGGAUGGAUUAGGUUUCCUCCAUAAUUUGAAGUUUAGUGAUUUGACAAUGUUACAAGAAUUCGGUUCACUUUAUUGUCAAUUGAUCAAACAUUGUUUCGUUAUUAAUAUUCAAGAAUAAUAUCUAAUCUUUUCUCAAGAAAAUUGAGAAAUUUUUAAGACAAUUGUAAAAUUAAGAAUUCAUCAGAAAUAUGAAUAUUGUUAUUUAAUUAGAAAUAAUAUUUAUAAAAAAAGGUUUUUGUUAAAGUAAGAGGAGUACGAUUUUGAUCAAAGUUAAUGAGUAUAAGUAAUUACGUAUUAAAGAUCAUCUUUCUGUGAGCAAAAAAAAAAAGAAAAGAAAUUUAGUGGAGCGCACAAAAAUAUCAAAAGAGCGUUAUUAAACUAUAUAGAUACUAUCCUGAAAAAAGAUGACUUCGGAAGACAUUUCGGAUGAACUGUUGACAAAAUGGGUUCAGGAAAUACCGACAGUUCAAGAAAUUAACAAGUCCAUGCAAAGCUUUGCUAUUCCGGAUUAUACCGUUUUCGUCUUAAUGCUUUCAGCUUCUGCUUUCGUUGGUAUUUAUUUUGGUUUUAUAAAAAAAAUUUCAGGAGAGGAUGAAUAUUUAGUCGGUGGUAGAAACAUGAAGGCAUUUCCAAUUGGUUUGAGUCUAAUAGCCAGCUUUAUAUCAGGUAUAUCUUUACUGAGUAUACCAACUGAGGUUUAUGUUUAUGGUACUAGUUAUCUUUUCAUCUCUUUUGGAUUGAUCAUUACUGGCCUUGUUAUGUCAAAUGUAUUUCUACCUGUUUUUCAUGAUUUAAAACUCACUAGCACGUACGAGUAUCUUGAAAGACGUUUCGAUAAAAGAAUCCGAUUAUUAGGAUCUGUCCUUUUUUCCAUCAGUAUGAUAGUCUAUCUACCCAUUGUCAUCUAUGUACCAGCAUUAGCUUUUAAUCAAGUGACCGGAAUUAAUGUCCAUAUCAUCACACCUUUUGUAUGCAUCAUCUGUAUUUUUUAUACUUGUAUGGGUGGAUUAAAAGCAGUGGUCUGGGCUGAUUUUAUUCAAGCUUUCGUGAUGUUUGGAUCGAUGCUUUUGAUCGUGAUCAAAGGCACUUCAGAUAUAAAUGGAUUAUCGGUUGUAUUAGAAAGAAAUCGGGAUUCUGAUAGACUCGAAUUUCCAACAUUAGAUUGGAGUCCUAUGGCGAGACAUACAGUUUGGUCGCUUAUAAUUGGAGGAUUUGUUCAAUGGUUGCAAUCUUUGGCAAUAAGUCAGAACAUAAUCCAGCUUUUUCUCGCACUACCUACUUUGCAGUUGGCUAGGAGGGCACUCUGGUGUUUUAUUAUCGGAGUUUCAUUAAUCGUGGGAACGUGUGGAUAUGCAGGAUUGUUAAUAUAUGCUUGGUAUUAUAAAUGUGAUCCUCUGACGACGAAAUUGGCUGGUACAAAGGAUCAGCUUUUACCUCUUUUAGUUAUGAACGUUUUGGGAGAUUAUCCUGGAUUACCUGGUUUAUUUGUUGCUGGAGUAUUCAGUGCUGCUCUCAGUUCUUUAUCAACUGGUUUGAACUCUAUGGCAGCGGUCGUAUUAGAAGACUUUAUUAAGCCAUUUCGUAAAACAGGAUUCACUCCUAGAAUCACUGAUAUACUUAUAAAAUGUAUAGUUAUUAUCAUAGGAGUAAUUUGUGUGGCUCUCGCUUUUAUCGUCGAAAAAACUGGAUCGCAUGUUUUGCAGUUAUCUAUCAGUUUAAAUUCUAUCACAAAUGGUCCAUCUCUUGGUAUUUUUACUAUGGGGGUUCUAAUGCCUUGGGUAAAUGCAAAGGGUGCUCUCAUUGGUGGUUUAGCUGGUUGUGGUUUUAUGAGUUGGAUCACUCUAACAGCUCAAGCAGCUAUAGCUACUGGAAGAAUGAAAUUCGAUGAAAAACCUGUUUCCAUUAAAGAAUGUACAUAUUCAUUUCCUCAAGUAGAAAAUCUCUUUUUAUUGACACCUCCUGAAACUGUAUUGAACGAAGAAGACGGGAAUUUAUUUCCUGAGCUAUGGGCAUUGUAUCGUAUCAGUUAUUUAUGGUAUACCGUAAUUGGUACUUUGGUUACCCUGAGUAUUGGUCUUAUAGUAAGUAUUAUUUCUUCCGAGGAUGUUGACAAAUUAGAUCCUAUGCUAUUAGCUCCAUUUAUAAGAAAGUUCCUGAGAUCUUCUAACAAAGAUUUACGACAAACACAGAUUGCAAAAACCAAUCUCAAAGUAGAAGAACAAAUGGACACUGAAGAUGAUAAAAUUUUUGCAGUGUCAUCGAUAUGAUAAUGAUUAGUUAUGUAAGAUUUGUUUACAAAAGAAAUUUUAUAUUUUAAUUUUUAUUAUUUUUUAUACAAAAUUAUGCUACACACAUGUAUUUAUAUCGUUGUAUUUACGAUCUUAUUACGAAAUAUCUGUUUUGGAAAAGAAUUUGAACUCUAGAUGACGGAUUUAUAAUUGUAUAUUUGAAAAUACAUUUAAAUUUUGCUUAAAAUGUUGCAUAAACAUAACAUAUGUGAAGUCUUCACGAUAAAGUUCAUUAUUUAUUAAUCUAUAUUCUAUAAUUGUUUUUUGCGUAUCACACGUAGGAAUACAUUAUUUAUUAAAUCUUAUAAAAUAUUCGAUUUAUCAUUUUUUCUUUUCAUUUCUUCACUUUUUCAGUAUGAGAUAAUAGAAUGAUUGUAACGGAUCUUUUUCUACUCGUAGAAAAAGAUUUAUUUAUGAAUUGUCAUCGAAAAAAGAGUACACACUUAUAUUAUUAUUACAAUAAAAAGGAUUAUAUAAAGAAUAAUUAAUAUCAAAAGAAAAAAAA
Messenger RNA from Polistes canadensis, 2821 nucleotides. RefSeq names its product sodium-coupled monocarboxylate transporter 1-like. The transcript has 14 exons. NCBI's taxonomy places the organism in Eukaryota, Metazoa, Arthropoda, Insecta, Hymenoptera, Vespidae. The record is from RefSeq and is a predicted model, not a curated record. Gene Ontology annotation, molecular function: symporter activity. Gene Ontology annotation, cellular component: membrane. Gene Ontology annotation, biological process: sodium ion transport; transmembrane transport. The coding region runs from base 433 to 2295 and encodes 620 amino acids.